Ilex paraguariensis (yerba mate) is the source of this 2762-nucleotide messenger RNA. Lineage: Eukaryota; Viridiplantae; Streptophyta; Magnoliopsida; Aquifoliales; Aquifoliaceae. The record is from the annotation of a GenBank genome assembly.
GAGUUGUACGAGAGGGUUUUACGUGAAACGAUUUCGAAAACCGGUAGAGAGAUAUAGAGAGGGUUUUACGUUCCAGCGACGCCUCCUUCUUCCUCCGUCUGUCGCUAUCUACGUGAAACGAUUCUCUGUGGACCAGAACGAGUUCUACCCACCAAUGUCCAGAAAGAGAGCCUCACUUCUCACCAUCAAAUCUCUCUUUGCUUUGCCCAAGGUAUGUAAUCCACACUUCUUUUUAAGUUCCCACAGAAUCGUUGCGUACGUGAGGCUCCUCAGCACUGCAGCUGAAAGAUCAUUUUUUCAAAACCCAAAUGGGUCUAAUGGAGAAAAUUGUGUGGAAUAUCCGCAAAAUAAUAGCGGGUUUCAUGGUAAUAAUGCAAUUAAUGUAGAGUAUCAGAGUCAAUCAGAUGGACAUGACCGAGAUUGGGUAUAUAGAGGAAAUAAUGGAGAGUAUCAGCAAAACCCAGAUGGGUUUUAUGGGGGAAAUUCAGUGGGUGAUGGCCAAAACCCCAGCGGGAUUUAUGGGCAAAACCCAGGAAAUGAAUUUCAGCAGAACUUAGUUGGACAAAGCGGGAAAUCUUAUAAUGCAGAUUAUAAAGUAAGCCAUGUAAGUGAGUUUCAGCGGAACCCAAUUAUGCAAAAUGGGAAUUUUUCCUCUGGGUAUGUCAGGGAAGGGAUUAGAAAUGAUUUUUGGAAUAACCCAGGUGGGCAAAAUGGGAACUUUAAUGGUUAUAAUGGGGAAAAUUCGGGUGAAAUGUGGCGAAACUCGAAUUUGUUUAACACAGAGAGGACAAGGACUUUGCAGCAAAGAUCAAAUGGAUUGUAUAGAGAAAACGUGAACUUACAGGAUCAGAAUGGGUUUAACAGAGUGGGAUCAGUAGAAGUGCCACAAAAUCCAAAUGGACAAAGUGCAUUAGAAUCUCAAGGAAGUGUAAACAGGAAUUUUGGGGGUAGUACCGACAGUUUUCAGAAUGUGCAGGGUAAUCAUUAUGGAGGCAAAACUGGAACUUAUCAUCAAAAUCCAAGUGGGUUUUAUGGAGAAAAUGCUGGGACUUCAAAAAAUGGGUUCACUGGGGAGAAGGUUGGAGGAUAUCAGCAGAACACAAUUGGGAUUUCUCAUGCUAAUGGUGGACACUAUGGGAUGGGUCCUCAAGUUUUUAAUAAUUCUAUACCUGACGGGGAGUCCGUUGAAGCUGGUGAAAGUAACCAAUUAAGAGGCACUAUCGAGGAGUUUGAUGAUUUUUGCAAAGAGGGCAAACUGAAAGAAGCCAUUGAAGUUUUGAGUUUGCUAGAGCAGCAGUGUAUCCCAGUUGAUAUGCCCCGAUAUCUGAUUUUGAUGAGGGCAUGCGGAGAGUCUAAAGCUUUAAAAGAGGCCAAAUCUGUUCAUGAGCAUCUUAUGAAAUCAGUGCCCUAUCCUGAAGUCAGCACUUACAACAAGAUUCUUGAGAUGUAUUGUAAAUGUGGUUCCAUGGAUGAUGCAGGCAUGGUAUUUCAUAAAAUGCCACAGCGCAAUCUCACUUCUUGGGAUACCAUGAUAAUGUGGCUUGCCAACAAUGGUCUUGGGGAAGAUGCUAUUGACUUGUUCACUCAGUUCAAAAAUUCAGGACUGAAGCCUGAUGGCGAAAUGUUUUUUGGUGUGUUCUCUGCAUGUACUGUCCUAGGUGACAUCACCGAGGGUUUAUUGCACUUUGAAUCAAUGACCAAAGAUUACAACAUUGUUCCAUCUAUGAAGCAUUACGGGAGUAUAGUAGACAUGCUAGGAAGUACAGGGUACCUAGAUGAAGCUUUGGAGUUCAUUGAAAAGAUGCCAAUGGAGCCAAGUGUAGAUGUUUGGGAAGCCUUGAUGAACCUCUGUAGAGUUCAUGGAAACAUGGAGCUUGGGGAUCGCUGUGCUGAAUUUGUUGAGCUGCUGGAUUGCUCUCGCUUGAAUGAGCAAUCAACGGCAGGCCUCAUACCAGUGAAAGCUUCAGACCUUGCAAAAGAAAAAGAGAGAAAGAAAUUGGCGGGUCAAAAUCUCUUGGAAGUUAGGAGUAGGGUUCACGAAUAUAGGGCAGGAGAUACUUCGCACCCUGAUAAUGACAAGAUAUAUGCGCUGCUAAGGGGAAUGAAGCAGCAGAUGAAAGAGGCUGGUUAUGUGCCAGAGACUAAGUUUGUGCUCCAUGACAUAGACCAAGAAGGUAAGGAGGAAGCUCUGCUUGCUCAUAGUGAGAGACUUGCUGUUGCUCAGGGUCUUUUGAGCAGUGCAGCUCGCUCGCCACUGCGUAUAAUCAAGAAUCUUCGUGUUUGUGGAGAUUGUCAUAGUGCAUUGAAGAUCAUUUCGAAGCUGGUUGGGAGGGAACUCAUCAUACGAGAUGCCAAGAGGUUUCACCAUUUCAAAGAUGGAUUGUGUUCUUGCCGGGAUUAUUGGUGAUGAAUGGUGACCAAUUUUGAGAGCUCUAUACUAUAUCUGGCUAUUAUUGUUUGCUGGAGGAAGAACCAUCAAGCUAGAUCACAGGGAAACUAUUGUUGGAGUACCACAGCAUGUAUAAUUUAUUUCAAGCAGCAGUUUUGUUAAGAAGAUUGGAUAGUUGGGAAUCUAUGAGGGGCUUCCGUGCAUGAACGGGUAGGUAACCAGUAUCGGAAUGGCCAUCAGUAAGCUCCUGAGUAUUCUUCGGAUGAACUGGAGAUGCUUGAUUGAUGAGUUGAGUUGUUUAUAUGAUUCAAACUGUAUAAUUUAUACAUUCAGUAUAAUGUAGGGAAUUGAAACUUCUGGCCUCAAUCCAAAC